AUGUGUAAAUUAUUGGUUUUCGUUUGUUUAUCAGUUAUUUUAAGUAAGGUUAGUUCCCAGGAGGAGGAAUCUUGUCAUUCAUAUGCUGGAGGAAAUGUUUAUCCUUUAGGAAGUAAUCCUGUAAAAGCUGAGCACCUAUUACAGUACACUAAAGCAGUGAUUUCAAAACCAGCUCCUGUGUGGGAAGGCACCGCUGUUAUAGAUGGUGAAUUUAAACAGUUAAAAUCAACAGACUUCCUUGGGAAAUAUUUAGUUUUUUUCUUUUACCCAUUAGAUUUUACUUUUGUAUGCCCCACUGAAAUUUUAGCAUUUAGUGAUAGAAUUGAAGAGUUUAGAAAAUUGAAUACUGAAGUUGUUGCUUGUUCUGUGGAUUCACAAUACACUCAUUUAGCAUGGAUUAAUACACCUAGAAAAGAGGGAGGUUUGGGUAAAAUUAAAAUACCACUUUUGGCUGAUUUAAACAGAAAUAUCUCAAAGGAUUAUGGGGUAUUUUUGGAACACUUGGGCCACAGCUUAAGAGGUUUAUUUAUCAUUGAUGCUAAAGGAAUAUUAAGACAAAUAACUAUGAACGAUUUACCAGUAGGAAGAAGUGUUGAUGAGACUUUAAGAUUGGUACAGGCUUUUCAGUUUACAGAUUCUCAUGGGGAAGUUUGUCCAGCUGGCUGGAAACCCGGACAAGAUACUAUUAUUCCAAACCCUGUGGAUAAAAGAAAAUAUUUUGAAAAGCACUAA
Molecule: messenger RNA, 732 nt
Organism: Brassicogethes aeneus
Lineage: Eukaryota; Metazoa; Arthropoda; Insecta; Coleoptera; Nitidulidae
Source: the annotation of a GenBank genome assembly